AUGACUGCUCUUGGUUACGGUCUGAGUUUCUCCAUAUCAAAUAGAGAUGUGAAUUAUGCAAAUAUUGCCAAAAGUUUUUGCAAUUUGGAGAAAUCUAGUCUGGAUGAGAAAGGUCUGGAUGAGAAAGGUCUGGAUGAGAAAGGUCUGGAUGAGAAAGGUCUGGAUGAGGAAGGUCAGGCUGAGGAAGGUCUGGAUGAGAAAGUUCUGGAUGAGGAAGGUCAGGCUGAGAAAGGUCUGGAUGAGGAAGGUCUGGAUGAGAAAGGUCAGGCUGAGAAAGGUCAGGCUAAGGAAGGUCAGGCUAAGGAAGGUCUGGAUGAGGAAGAAAGUAUUGAAGGAAGUUUUCAAGAAAGUAUUGAAGAAAGUAUUGAAGAAAGUUUUCAAGAAAGUAUUGAAGAAAGUUUUCAAGAAAGUAUUGAAGAAAGUUUUCAAGAAAGUAUUGAAGAAAGUUUUCAAGAAAGUAUUGAAGAAUGUUUUCAAGAAAGUAUUCAAGAAAGUAUUCAAGAAAGAAUUCAAGAAAGUUUUCAAGAAAGAAUUCAAGAAAGUAUUCAAGAAAGUAUUCAAGAAAGUUUACAAAUAUUCAAGAAAGUUCAAGAAAGUAUUGAAAUAAGUUUUCAAGAAAGUAUUGAAGAAAGUUUUCAAGAAAGUAUUGAAGAAAGUUUUCAAGAAAGUAUUGAAGAAAGUUUUCAAGAAAGUAUUGAAGAAUGUUUUCAAGAAAGAAUUCAAGAAAGUUUUCAAGAAAGUAUUGAAGAAUGUUUUCAAGAAAGAAUUAAAAAAAGUUUUCAAGAAAGUAUUCAAGAAAGUAUUCAAAAAAGAAUUCAAGAAAGUUUUAAAGAAAAAAUUCAAGGAAGUUUUCAAGAAAGUUUUCAAGAAAGUAUUCAAGAAAGUUUACAAAUAUUCAAGAAAGUUCAAGAAAGUAUUGAAGGAAGUUUUCAAGAAAGUAUUGAAGAAAGUUUUCAAGAAAGUAUUGAAGAAAGUUUUCAAGAAAGUAUUGAAGAAAGUUUUCAAGAAAGUAUUGAAGAAUGUUUUCAAGAAAGAAUUCAAGAAAGUUUUCAAGAAAGUAUUGAAGAAUGUUUUCAAGAAAGAAUUCAAGAAAGAAUUCAAGAAAGUGUUCAAGAAAGUAUUGAAGAAUGUUUUCAAGAAAGAAUUCAAGAAAGUUUUCAAGAAAGUAUUGAAGAAGUUUUCAAGAAAGUAUUGAAGAAAGUUUACAAAUAUUCAAGAAAGUUUUCAAGAAAGUAUUGA
Messenger RNA from Procambarus clarkii (red swamp crayfish), 1239 nucleotides. The record is from RefSeq and is a predicted model, not a curated record. Lineage: Eukaryota; Metazoa; Arthropoda; Malacostraca; Decapoda; Cambaridae.